Molecule: messenger RNA, 1527 nt
Organism: Entrophospora sp. SA101
Lineage: Eukaryota; Fungi; Glomeromycota; Glomeromycetes; Entrophosporales; Entrophosporaceae
Source: the annotation of a GenBank genome assembly
AUGCCAACAGUAUUAUCAAAAUUAAAAGAUUUAGUUAUUUUAAAAUCCAAUUCUAGUUCCAUAUCACAAAUACAAAGAAUAGUAAAAAUAGUAUUAGAAAUAUAUAUUAAUAAUAGAACUGUUCUUGGAAGAUUUUUAUGGAUUUUCGCAGUUUAUAUUUUGUACAUUAGAAGAGGAUCAAAGAAGAAAACCGAUCAUGAUUCAACAACAAAAACAUCGUCAGGUACAAAACCGGGGCCAAAAAGAGUUGCAGUUAAUGCUGCUUUCUUUGCCAGUUUAAAAAAACUAUUAAAAAUUGUAAUUCCUGGGUUAAGAUCCAAAGAAUUCUGGCUUUUAGCUACUCAUUCUGGCUUUUUGGUCUUUAGAACUAUAUUAUCAGUUUACGUUGCAAUUUUAGAUGGUAGAGUUGUUAAUGCAUUGGUAAGGAAAAAUGCUAAAGAUUUCUUGACUGGAAUUAUAUGGUGGAUGAUAGUCGCAAUACCUGCAACUUAUACUAAUAGCAUGCUUACGUUUAUGCAAAGCAAAUUGGCUAUACAAUUCAGGACUCGUCUCACCCAUCACAUUCAUGAGAAAUACUUGACUGAUAUGACUUUUUAUACUAUUGGAAAUCUAGAUGAUCUUGACACAAUGAAAUUUUGUAAUUCUCUUUCGGAACUUUAUUCCAAUCUCGCCAAACCAGUCUUGGAUGUUGUUAUUUAUUACUUGGAGUUGGCAAAAAAUGUAGGAGGAGAAAGUUUAUUUGCAUUAUCACUUAUAGUACAUACAUCAUCAGUAGUGCUGAGACUAUUGACGCCGUCAUUUGGAGAAAUGGUAGCUGAAGAACAAAGACUAGAGGGCGAAUUUCGAUUUACACACUCUAGAUUGAUUGAUAACAAUGAAGAGGUUGCAUUUUAUUCUGGUCAUGUGAUAGAAAAGGCAAUUUUAGAUCGGAAUUAUUUUGCACUUAUUAAACAUAUCAAUAGAAUAUUUCGUAAACGAAUUUUCCAUGGUAUGAUGGAAGAUUUCAUUAUUAAAUAUUUCUGGGGGGCUAUGGGAUUGGUUCUUUGUUCUGUUCCUGUCUUCUUUAAAGUACCUGGGGUGGAAAAGGGUGAUUUAGGAUUUAUCACUAAUCGUAGAUUGUUGAUGAGUUCUUCUGAUGCAUUUGGACAACUUUUAGAUGUAUUUGAAGAUGUUAAAAAUGGAAGGUUUGAAAAGAAGUUAGUAUCAUCAGCUUCAACCGAAGAAAAUGCAAGGAUUUUAAGUGGUCGUGGAGAAAUAGUUGAAUCUGAAAAUAUUGAAUUCAAAAAUGUACCAAUUGUAUCACCAAAUGGUGAUGUUUUACUUAAAUCAUUAAAUUUUUCUAUGAAACCUGGAAUGCAUUUAUUAAUAGUCGGACCAAAUGGUUGUGGGAAAAGUAGUAUGUUUAGAAUAUUAGGUGGUUUAUGGCCAGUUUAUGGCGGAAAUGUUGAUAAACCAAAUUCUAAAGAUAUUUUUUAUAUUCCACAAAGACCCUAUUUGCCAAUGGGUACAUUACGUGAUCAGACGUAA